Mixia osmundae IAM 14324 is the source of this 1320-nucleotide messenger RNA. RefSeq lists its product as uncharacterized. The record is from RefSeq and is a predicted model, not a curated record. The transcript has 2 exons. NCBI's taxonomy places the organism in Eukaryota, Fungi, Basidiomycota, Mixiomycetes, Mixiales, Mixiaceae. Bases 1 to 1320 code for a protein of 439 amino acids.
AUGGCACAGGCAGUCACUGGCUUUCCCUCACUGUCGACCCAACCGAUAAGCUCACUGACUGCGUCCGCAUUCUCGUCUUUCGUCACACCGGCCAUCUCCGUGCCUUUCCCUUCUGGAUAUGGCCAGACUCAGAUCGUACUGUCCGGCUCGGGCGCAGCGCCAUCGGGCACUGUCAGGACGACCAUUGGCGGGACGACUGCCACGCCAUCUCAAGGCAAUGCCGCCACGGCCAGGGCAACAAAUGCACAUGAACAUACCAGCGGUAGCAGUGGAUCUGGAUGGCCAACAUGGGCCACUGCCGUCAUCGCAGGCGUCGGAGGAGCGAUCAUUCUCGUCGCUAUCAUCUGGGGAAUAUUCUGCUUGCGCGCGAGGAAGCGCAGGCGAGAGGGGGCAGUCGGACCGGCUUAUGUCGCUCGCGCGAGGGAGAUCAAGGAGACUUUCGGCCACAAGGUGGGCGCGUUCGGCCACAUGCCAGGUCGAACGACGCCCAAGCCUACCUCGACUUAUCGCGAUGUUUUAGACGAGAAAGCCUUGGCAGAGACAAAGGCACAGCGUCUUGGCAGCAUGGAUGCCAGUCCCUCACAACGUCCUUCACAUCAUUCUGGAAGAGGCAGCCGAAGAGCCUCAUCUAUGGGCGCACUGCGCGAGAGCUAUGUCGCCAGCGGAUCCGACUGGCAGAAGCGAGAGGACGGCAUGGCCGCAGAGCAUCGCCGUGCAGCAAGAGAUAGAGAUUCUGACGUCUUCGGUAGUCAUAGAGGGACAUCACGCCAGUCCCAGAGGCCUCACAAUGGCUCUUCGCCACAUCUCGGCCAAGGAUUCGAUCUCGACGAUGCGCCCCGCACGCGGUCUCGCUCUCACGGCCGGCAACCCUCGAGCCGUGACUUGACGUCUGCCAACCUGUCAGCGUUUGAGACUGAUCAUCGCGGCAAUCGUUCGGCAGCUGGCCACCAUCGAGAGGACCGCAGGAUGCCUCGACCGAGAAGCAGCGCUUCGCUCAACCCGCCCAGGCGGCCCUAUGCUGGCUCACGCGACCAUCUGCUAGGCUCGCCGGCCAGCCCAGCUCACGGCUCUUCUUCGCAGAGGGACUCUUUCGACGAUCUGAUCGCUCGACCGCAAAUUCCAUGGGACGCACCGCCGCCCUCUAGAGGUUCGAGUGAAUAUGGUCGAUCGGCAGUCGAUGCCCUCUUGCAAUCUCCGUCACGGGCCCACACUCGCCACUAUCGUCACUCCAGGCAUUCAUCAGGCGACUUAGAGAGGGACUAUGACCACGAGCGAUCGAGACACAAUGGCAAUCUGUCGCCUGUCCUGUCAGACGCCUGA